AGAUUUGGGUAUCCCUGCCUCCGUGGUAGAAGUCCUGGCAGCUCCAGCUCCAAGCGCAUUAGCUCGACCUAAUUCCUUCUUCAACUGUUGUGUACUUGUGUGGGUGUCUCUCUCCCUCUGCCCGAGAUGUUGUCUCUGAGCUGCAGCUGCCCAGGGGUGUCGUCCAUGAGCAAGACGGCGCUCGAUUGGGGGCACCUGGUGGCCUCCUGCCGCAGCCGCUGGCACGGCGCGCGGGCGCCGCCCAGACGGCGGCGCACGCCAUGUGUUUGCUUGGUUGCCUUACCGACCACUACCCAGCCUGGCCCUGCUGCUGUUGAUGUGCCCUCACGGACGGUUCCUGCUGUCACAACAUCAAGCGCCCCUGAACGCAUUUCUGUUUCUGCGCUGCUCGAGGUUGUCUCAGACGACUUGCUCAACCUCAACAACAAUCUCAAAUCGCUUGUUGGUGCAGAAAAUCCAGUUUUAGUUUCUGCAGCAGAACAAAUUUUCAGUGCUGGUGGAAAGAGGUUAAGACCAGCAUUAGUUUUUCUGGUAUCGAGAGCAACUGCUGAAUUAGCUGCUUUGCCGGAGCUAACUACAGAACAUCGGCGCUUGGCUGAGAUCAUAGAGAUGAUUCAUACUGCAAGUCUAAUACAUGAUGAUGUCAUAGACGAUAGCGGGAUGCGAAGAGGGAAAGAAACAAUCCACCAGCUGUACGGCACACGGGUGGCUGUGCUCGCUGGCGAUUUUAUGUUCGCGCAGUCUUCUUGGUUCCUAGCAAACCUAGAAAACAUUGAAGUCAUCAAGCUCAUCAGCCAGGUAAUUAAGGAUUUCGCGAGCGGCGAGAUAAAGCAAGCGUCGACGCUUUUCGACUGCGACGUGACCCUGGACGACUAUCUGCUGAAGAGCUACUACAAGACGGCCUCCCUGAUCGCGGCGAGCACGAGGUCCGCGGCCAUCUUCAGCGGCGUGGGCAGCGGCGUGUGCGAGCAGAUGUACGAGUACGGGCGGAACCUGGGUCUGGCGUUCCAGGUGGUGGACGACAUCCUGGACCUGACGCAGUCGGCGGAGCAGCUCGGGAAGCCGGCGGCGGGGAGCGACCUUGCCAAGGGCAACCUGACGGCGCCCGUGAUCCUGGCGCUGCGGGAGGAGCCCCGGCUGCGGGGCAUCAUCGAGUCCGAGUUCUGCGAGCCCGGGUCCCUGGCGGCCGCGGUGGAGCUCGUGCACAGGGGCGGCGGGAUCCGGAGCGCGCGGGAGCUCGCGGAGGAGAAAGGCGGCCUGGCGUUGCGCAGCCUGCAGUGCCUCCCGAGGAGCGAGUUCCGGAGCGCCCUCGAGCGGGUGGUGCACUACAAUCUCCAGCGGGUUCGGUAGAGGAAGGUGCUGUGCUUCCAUGUGGCAGUGGCAUGGCAGUGCGUGUUGUUUAGUGUAACCGACACUGCCGCGUGCCCACCAACCUCGUGGAGCAUGCAUCUGUAAG
This is a messenger RNA of Zea mays, 1456 nucleotides long. RefSeq names its product prenyl transferase. Gene Ontology annotation, biological process: isoprenoid biosynthetic process; plastoquinone biosynthetic process. Gene Ontology annotation, molecular function: prenyltransferase activity. Lineage: Eukaryota; Viridiplantae; Streptophyta; Magnoliopsida; Poales; Poaceae. The record is from RefSeq and is marked validated. Gene Ontology annotation, cellular component: chloroplast.